CUAAACUCACUUUUUUCGUUCGUCUUUAGUUUAGUUGUUGUGGGAAUUUUAUUAAGCUUACUAAAUAGCUAUGUGUUACCCUUAAUGUUUGUUGUUUUGUUUAUUUUGAUCGAUGCGUCUUUUAAUGCAUCAUCAUGUUAAUAUCCAAGUUUACAUCAAUUUGUUUAACCUUUCUCAUUGUUUUGACCCUUUUAUCUAACCAUGUUAGUGGGAAAAAACGGUUAAAAGACAUUUUCCUCAGUGUUAAGACGACCCAAUCUAACCAUCGGACAAGACUUGCAAUUAUAUUGAAAACAUGGUUUAAACAAGCACCAGAGGAUACGUAUUUUUUCACCGAUCAAAAGGACGAUGAGUUUAACCGGUUAACCAAUGGACACCUUAUUAAAACCAAUUGUUCCGCAUCACACCAUCGGACUGCUUUGUGUUGUAAAAUGUCUGCCGAAUUUGAUACUUUUCUUGCAACAUCUAAAAAAUGGUUUUGCCAUUUUGAUGAUGACAAUUACGUUCAUGUACCUAGUCUGGUUAAACAUUUAUCUCGUUACUCACCAAAUAAACCUUGGUACUUAGGUAAACCAAGUACCCUUUCACCUUUGGUAAUACUCAAUCCAGAUGAUCAAUCGUCCAAGAUAUCAUUUUGGUUUGCCACUGGAGGUGCAGGUUUCUGUAUUAGUCGUGCCUUGGCCAAUAAAAUGGCUCCAUUUGCCAGUAAAGGUAAAUUUAUGCAAAUGGGUGAAAAAAUUAGACUACCUGAUGAUGUUACCAUUGGUUACAUUAUUGAACACUUGCUUUCCAUUAAUUUAACUGUUGUUGAUACAUUCCAUUCUCAUUUGGAACCCAUGAAUCUCUUUCCAAGUAAAACCUUAAAAGAUCAGAUUACCUUCAGCUAUUCUCGUUCUGGAACUGAAAUGAAUGUUGUAAAUGUUAAUAGUACGAUUGAUUCUUCAAAAGAUCCAACAAGGUUUAUGGCUUUAUAUUGUCACCUUAAUGGAUGCUGAUGCAAUAAAUAAAUUAAUAAUUAAACACACUUGUUGCUGUUUGGCACUAAAUUCAGAGCUUAAAGAAAGAUGAAACUGAUUGGAUUAAACCUUUAGCCAUAUUCAUUAACUAAUUGACUGUCCAAUUUGAUCCAGAAAAAUCUUUCCCUUGUUGCCAUAUUUCAGAUAUUUGUUCACAUAUUUUUAUAUAAAUUUCAUCUUCAUUUGUCUCAUAUAAACUUGUCUGCAACUAACUGCCUCUAGUGGAGUCGAAUCCAAUUUCAACUUGAAUAUCAACUUAACUUUACGCUCAACAGGCAGCCACUCGACCUCACUUAGUCCGUUCAACUUGCAACUUUCGAUGGCUAUCAAUUUUCACCGAAAACUCGAGUCAACCUAUUUCGCUAUGAGAGCCAAUUUGGGUUCACAACUCACAUUCGUAUAUUGACUAAAUUACGAUGGCCCUACUGAAAACGAUGGGUG
Messenger RNA from Tetranychus urticae (two-spotted spider mite), 1457 nucleotides. RefSeq names its product fringe glycosyltransferase. Gene Ontology annotation, molecular function: glycosyltransferase activity. The record is from RefSeq and is a predicted model, not a curated record. NCBI's taxonomy places the organism in Eukaryota, Metazoa, Arthropoda, Arachnida, Trombidiformes, Tetranychidae. Gene Ontology annotation, cellular component: membrane.